Molecule: messenger RNA, 877 nt
Organism: Aspergillus neoniger CBS 115656
Lineage: Eukaryota; Fungi; Ascomycota; Eurotiomycetes; Eurotiales; Aspergillaceae
Gene: mbf1
Product: multiprotein-bridging factor 1
Exons: 2
Coding region: 110-574 (154 amino acids)
Cellular component (GO): nucleus
Molecular function (GO): DNA binding
Source: RefSeq, a predicted model, not a curated record
ACUCACACACCGCCACCCUCACAUUCUCCACCCACACCACACCUUCAAACCAACCCAAUAUCACCUCUAGAACCUCCAUCUUAUCACCAACUUCGCAUCCAUCUUCAAAAUGAGCGACUGGGACUCUGUUACGCGCAUUGGAGCCAGACACACUGGUGGCCCUGCCACCCGCGAGACCGUCGUCAAGGGUAAGAGCGCCUUGAACGCCGCCCAGCGUCAGGGUCUCGUUAUCGGUACCGAGAAGAAGUAUGCUACUGGUAACUCUGCCGGACGCUCCGGUGCCCCCGAAGGCCAGCACCUGACCAAGGUCGACCGCAGCGACGACAUCGUCAAGCCCAAGACCGUUGGCUACCAGGUGGCGGAUGCGAUCAAGAAGCGCCGCAACGAGGAAGGCUACAAGAUGACUCAGAAGGAACUCGCCACGAAGUGCAACACAACCAUCACUGUUGUUCAGGACUUCGAGCGCGGUACUGCUACUCCGGACCAGAAGGUCCUCAGUGCCAUGGAGCGCGUGCUGAACGUCAAGCUGAGGGGUACGGGCAUCGGACAGGAGAAGUUCCCUAAGAAGAAGUAAAUUGAUCGGGGGUGAGCCCGCGGCUUUUUCUUGGGGGAAUGGAGAGUGAAAAAUUGUUGAUUGAUUGAACGGUGCUUUUUUUCAUCACCCUUUUUUUACUCUUUCGACGGCUUUUUCUUAUGGUUUUUAUUUGGUCAUGCCCGGGUUUACUUACGACCUUUUUUCUUUUUUCUUUUUCGAGAGACUUUUUCGGAUGUUACGUUAUGAAUGAGAUCCCAUGAUUCUUUACUUUUAUAUCCCCCCAUUCCCCGCUGUUUGUGAUUCUGCUGGUCGGAAGAGCGCUGGCCUGGUAUUUAUUAGGAA